AUGUCAAACCUCACAAUCCUACGAACAUAUGCCCAGAAAGCACCAGAAACACUUCCCCCUUCAAUUCUGUUUAAGCAAAGCGCGAAGAACAUAACAAUUUUCGAUGGUUACCCCAAGUCCAUAUUUCACUUUCUCAUCCUGCCGCGCAUACAGGAACCUUUGACCGCAGACACCCUUCGCAGCCUUCCAUCGCUUUUGAAAGGUGAUAAAGAGCAGGCCAAAUCUGUCAUUGACGCGAUUGCAGAAGAUGCCAAGGCUGUAAAGAAGGAAAUACAGGAAGAAAUGGUUGAACGGUAUGGCUUCAAAUGGGACAUCUGGACCGGGUUUCAUGGAGUGCCGUCAAUGGAGCACCUCCAUCUACAUGUCCUUUCCGCGGACUUGUGCUCAGAGAGAAUGAAGAACAAGAAGCACUACAACUCUUUCCACCCUAAGCUUGGUUUCUUCUUACACCUUAAUGACGUUCUCUCUUGGUUCGAUGCUGAGUCUUCUUAUUUCUCUAAUCAGAUCAAGAAUCUGAAGCCGAGCAACUAUGAGCCAAUCCUGAAAGAGCCUCUUGCGUGUUUUCACUGCAGGUCUGAAAUGAAAAACAUACCGUCCCUGAAAGCUCAUCUCCAAGAGGAAUGGGACAAACUUGAGCGUCGCGCGAAACGUCCCGCCCCACGAAAACGAAAAGCUCCCAACGCUGAAUCUCAGGCAGACAACACUGAAGCCACCGGGUCCAAGCGGGCGAAAUCAGAAGCGGAGGAACCAGAAACUGCCUCAGGGACGAUAUGA
Molecule: messenger RNA, 774 nt
Organism: Cyclocybe aegerita
Lineage: Eukaryota; Fungi; Basidiomycota; Agaricomycetes; Agaricales; Hemipholiotaceae
Source: the annotation of a GenBank genome assembly